This is a messenger RNA of Paramecium pentaurelia, 1660 nucleotides long. Lineage: Eukaryota; Ciliophora; Oligohymenophorea; Peniculida; Parameciidae. The record is from the annotation of a GenBank genome assembly.
AUGAAUCAAAGUACAACAGGAACUACUCCUCAUGGAUUAACUUUUUCAGGAGCGUUUACAUUUGGUGAAUCAUAAAGAUUACCAUGGGUUAAAAAAGAUGAUAUAAUUGCUAAUAAAAUUGAAGUUGAAGGAUGCAAAAAAUUUGAUGAUUAACUUAGAAGGACUGAAUCUAGAAUAUCUAGUAAAAUAUCAAGAAGAAAAUCUAAUCUUCCAUAAGAUGAAAAAUUGAAACCUGUAAAAGCACCUAAUCCACCUGUUGGAGCUUACAAUAUUCAUAAUGUUUAAGUUAUUGAUGAAGAAUAACUUAAAGAUCUUUUAGAGAAAAAUUAAACAAAAGAAUAACAAGAGAAAAUCAAGUAAAUGUAUACUAUUUAAACAUCAAUGGGUAAAAGAUUAUCUGGAGGUGAAUUAGAUCUUCAUUAAACUUGGGCAAUUCAUAAACCUGAAGUUGUCAAAGAACAUCCAAUAGGGUAUUAAAUACAAUAUUAAAUAUUCUAGUCCUGGUUCAUAUAAUCCAUCUUUAUCAAAUCAACAUUCAUAGCCAGUUUUUGGAUUUGGUUACAAAUAAGAAACUAAAUGGGCAAAAGAAGGGCCAUCACCAGAUUAAUACUAUAAUUCUGAAACUUUUAGCUAAUUUAAAACUGCCACAAGUUGGGCUACAAAUAAAGUAAAGAAAACUGGAUUUGGAACUGCAAAAAAAUUAUAAUUACCAAAAUCAAUUGAUGUUGGACCUGGAGAUUAUAGAGAAGUGUCUUAAGAAUUAGCACCAAAAUAUUCUAUUCCAAAAGCAGAAAGAGAAUUACCUUCUCAUAAAAUUGUUCCUAGUCCUGAUACAUAUUCUCCAGCUAUGAACUAAUUUAAAAAAGCUUUUAGUUUUGGUCAUAAAUAUAUUCCUAUUUUGACUACUGAUUAUUUUGAUCCUGGUCCAGGAGGUAUCCUUAUCAAUCUAAAAUAGCUCACGAUCCUAAACUUCCUCAUCCUUCCACUGCCAAAGAAAUCAAAAUGCUAAAAGAAAAUAGAUCAUAACUUGUUACAAAAGAAUCAUAAUUGAAACCAGGACCUGGAACUCAUGAUCCUUAAAUGCCUCCCACUCGAAUUUCACAUAGUAAAUCCUAAUUAUCUAUGGGAACUGGUGAAAGAUACAAUCCUAAUACUGAAUUUCGACUUUCAAGAGACAGAAUACCUUCUCCAGGAAAAUAUGAUAUCAAUUCAAGUUUAUAAGGUCCUAAUUAUUCAAUUAGGCUUAAAUAUGAAUAAAGAAAUCAUAAUAAUACACCAGGGCCAGGAUAAUAUGAUCCAGAUUCUCAACUUGUUUAAGAUUCUUUUACUAAGCCUCUUGAACAUUAUACUAAAGCCUAAACAGCACAUGCUAGUCUAACAAAAGGCAAUAGAUCUGAUCCAGUACUUUCGAAAUUUAAAAAUAUUGGACCUGGAAGCUAUUCAUUACCAUUUAAUACAGGUUCUAGAUCAAGGUUAAAUUUUGUAUUACUCUUAGUCUCGGAAAAGCAGCUAGAUUUCCUCCAAAAGAAAAAGAAGAGAUAGGUCCAGGAUCCUAUUAUAUUACAGGAACUAUUGGAAUAAUACCAAAAUAUCAUUUUGAUAAAAAUAGAGAUAAAAUGCAGUCUUCAUUUUCUUAAUUUGAUAAAAUUAAUAGAUGAUU